Cylicostephanus goldi is the source of this 276-nucleotide messenger RNA. The record is from the annotation of a GenBank genome assembly. Lineage: Eukaryota; Metazoa; Nematoda; Chromadorea; Rhabditida; Strongylidae.
AUGCGAUCGUUCCUUGAUGAGCGGGCUGCACUGGUGACUUUGCGUCUUGGAAUACACGAGGUGGUCCCGGCAAAUUUCGUUGCCGACCCCGUGCUCGUGGUCGCUGACGCUGACUCUGUGGCUGUCGUGGUUGUCGUGGUUGUCGUCGCUGCGGGAGUGGUUGUGGUCGCUGCCGUUGUUGUUGUUGUUGUGGUUGUCGUUGGUGCUGCAGUCGUCGUCGUAGUUGUAGUGGUAGUCGUAGUAGUAGUUGUUGUUGUCGUGCCAAGUACGUGGUAA